AUGUCAGGCGACGCACAGGCAGACAUCGGCUUGAUCGGCUUGGCUGUCAUGGGCCAGAACUUAAUUCUCAACAUGAACGAUCAUGGUUUCACGGUACGUCCUCGUUCACGCAGAUUUAAAUUGAAACAAAUGUUUCAGGUUUGUGUUUUCAAUCGCACAGUGUCGAAAAUCGCAGAUUUUUUGAAUAACGAAGCCAAGGGAACCAAGAUCGUUGGCGCUAAAAGUAUUGAAGACAUGUGCAGGUUGGUCGAUUGCUUUAGUUUUUAAUAAGAUCGACGAGAAAAUUGACAAAAUAAUUUGAUUGCUUUGAGGCGAAGUAAACUGUGUAAUUUCUGAUCAUUAUAUCUUUUCGAAGGCCGGGCGCGCCGUAGCGCAACAGGUUGUGUGCUUUUCUACGGUCCACAGGGUCACAAGUUCGAUCAUCGACCCAACCAAGGGGUUUAAGAAAUGUUGGUAGUGGGAAAACACGGCUUCAUAAUCCCCAGCCGUCACACAUAAUGACGGAUAUGUCACUGGAACCAGUCCACUGAUAUCAGGGUAGGACCUCGGCUAAACGACUUGGGGCGCCGAUGCCGCUCAAGCGGUACAAAGGCGUGAGAAGAAGAAGAAGAAUAUCUUUUCAAAGACCAACAAGAGUGUUUUAAAGAAAAUGAAGAUCAUUCAAGAUAUUAGACAAUUCAGUAGAAACGUGCUCUAAAUACUGAAAGGGAUUUCCGACGGAAUACCAACACAACUUGGGGUUCAGACAGCUGAAGCGACCGCGACGCAUCAUGCUGCUGGUUCAGGCCGGCGCGGCCGUCGACGCCAUGAUCGACGCCAUUAUUCCGCACCUCGAGGCUGGCGACAUCAUCAUCGACGGCGGAAAUUCCGAUUUCAACCAUUCCAACGUCAGUUGCAAAAUAUUUGAUCAUAUUCUUGAAAGGCAAUGUGUAUUUUUAAUAGGGAUGUUCAAGGCAUCUUCAUGUCAUUUUAAAUUGCUCUUUUAUAAAAAAAGGCAUUAUGAUUUCAUAUUAACAACAAAGAAGUCAUUUCAGAGACGAGCUGAGCAAUUGCAGUCUAAGGGACUUUUGUUCGUCGGCUGCGGAGUUUCAGGCGGCGAAGACGGUUCGUUUCAUUCUUGGUUUUGUUUCUGGACGGCUGAAGGCAGAGAAAUAGUUGAUCCGUCCACUGAAAUUCUCUUUUCCGUUCAGAAAAAGGUGAACACAAACCGGAAGGUGUGGAACUAUUGA
Messenger RNA from Caenorhabditis auriculariae, 1229 nucleotides. Lineage: Eukaryota; Metazoa; Nematoda; Chromadorea; Rhabditida; Rhabditidae. The record is from the annotation of a GenBank genome assembly.